Echinostoma caproni is the source of this 366-nucleotide messenger RNA. NCBI's taxonomy places the organism in Eukaryota, Metazoa, Platyhelminthes, Trematoda, Plagiorchiida, Echinostomatidae. The record is from the annotation of a GenBank genome assembly.
AUGGUAGCAACGCUCCAGUCACUUCGUCCGCGUGGACUUCGAGGCGCGCAGCUGUUCUUUGUGAAUACUUCUCGAUUUCUGUCGCAUGCGGACUCGAGCAGUGCCAACUUGGUGUUCCAUCCGAAACGGAUUCUUUUACUAUCCAAAAUCACCCGAUACGACUUCGAGCGUCAGUUGCUCGGCGCAUCUGACGAUGAAAAAAUUCGGUCUGCAGUAAGUGGUCUCCGCGUUUCCAUUCCGGCAACUAACGAUCGUAUGUACUUCCGGUUUCAGCUGAAGCGAAAAGGACUCAAUGUGGACGCUUUGCUUACCCGACAUCAUGGACAUCAUCAACGAGUCGCGGAAUUUCAAAAGCAACUGAGGUAA